CCUCAGGGCCCGUGCCAGCCGCCAGCUCCGUGGUGUCCGAGUCCACCGUGAGCUGGGCGGCGGGCGCCCUGGCCGUCCUGCGCUGCCAGAGCCCGAGAAUGGUGUGGACCCAGGACCGGCUGCACGACCGCCAGCGCGUGGUCCACUGGGACCUCAGCGGCCGCCCGGCCGGCGGACCGGCCCGCAGACUCGUAGACAUGUACUCCGCGGGCGAGCAACGCGUGUACGAGCCCCGCGACGGCGGCCGCCUCCAGCUGCCGCUCUCCGCCUUCCGCGACGGCAACUUCUCGCUGCUCAUCCGCGCGGUGGAGGAGGCCGACGCAGGCCUGUACACCUGUAACCUGCACCACCAUUACUGCCACCUGUUCGAGACCCUGGCCGUCCGCCUGGAGGUCACGGACAACCCCCGGGAGGCCGGCGUGCACAGGGACGGCGAGAAGGAGGUGCUGGUGGUGGAGCGCGGCUCGCCCGCGCUGCUCACCUGCGUGAACCAGGCGCACGUGUGGACCGACCGGCACCUGGAGGAGGCGCAGCAAGUUGUGCACUGGGACCGACAGCCGCCCGGGGUGCCGCACGACCGCGCUGACCGCCUGCUGGACCUGUACGCGUCGGGCGAGCGCCGAGCCUACGGGCCGCCCUUCCUGCGCGACCGCGUGGCGGUGGGGGCGGACGCCUUUGCGCGCGGCGACUUCUCCCUGCGCAUCGACCCGCUGGAGCCAGCUGACGAGGGCACAUACUCCUGCCACUUGCACCAUCACUACUGCGGCCUGCACGAGCGCCGCAUCUUCCACCUGAGAGUCACCGAGCCCGUCGCUGAGCCGCCCCCGCGGGACUCGCCGGGCAACGGUUCCAGCCACAGCGGCGCCCCUGGCCCAGAUCCCACCCUGGCGCGCGGCCGCAGCGUCAUCAACGUCAUAGUGCCCGAGGGCCGCGCCCACUUCUUCCAGCAGCUGGGCUACGUGCUGGCCACCCUGCUCCUCUUCAUCCUGCUGCUCAUCACCGUCAUCCUGGCCACCCGGCAGCGUCGCCGCGGAGGCUACGAAUACUCCAACAAGAAGUCGGGGAAGUCAAAGGGGAAGGAUGUGAACAUGGCAGAGUUUGCUGUGGCCACAGGAGACCAGGCUCUUUACAGGAGUGAGGACAUCCAAUUAGAUUACAAAAACAACAUCCUGAAGGAGAGGGCUGAGCUGGGCCACAGCCCACUGCCCAUCAAGAACAUUGACUUGGACAGGGAGGGAUAGAGGGCAGACACCCGCCUGUUCCCUUGGCUUCCAGAGUUCCGAAAGGAGUACUGCAAAUAAGGUGUUCCUGGGCUCCUGGCUGGGCCAGCAGCCUUGCCAACUCCUAUCUGUCCAUCUUGGAGGAUGACCUCCUGACCCUCAUGUGGCUCACCCGACCCCCUUCCAGCGGCUGGUCCCGCUGUCCUGGAACUUGGCCUGGACUGGCACAGAGCAAGGCUGUCUCCAGACCCUUCUCCCGGGAGCCAUCCCAAUCCUCACAAGCAGCAGCGGGCUCUGGGAUUCUGCUGGAGCUGCAGCUGCCCCUUCACCAGCCCUCAGCAGGUGCCUGCUGGCUCCCACACUCACUGGUGGUCCUGCCCCUCCCCCAACCCAGGCACAGCCCUGCUGAUGUUCACCAGUCCUUCAGGCUCUCCUGGCCCCUGCCACUAUGGGCUGGGGCUCAGUGCGGCUCUUGGAGCUCAGGUCAGCCUCAGGGCUAGCACCCUGGCCCCUUCUUCACCCCUUUCUAGGGGGAGCCUACGGCUGGGAUCUGAGGAUUGCACACUCCAGGCCCCAGACUAAUUCCCCUCUGCUCUGUGUUGGGCUACCUGGGGCUUCUUCUCUGCCUUCCACCCUAUUCCAGCUUUGUUUCCAGCAAGUGCCUUGACAGUCACUGGGCUCCAUGUGACUUUUGACUCUGACCCCCCUCCCGCAGCCCCUCCUUGGGCUGGAGUCUGGGGCUGGGACCUCAUUUGGCUUCUGUUUUGCCUGAGGACAGGGGAGGGGUAAAGAUGGUUCUAGAGUGGCUUGUGCUGCCACCCCCAACACCCCACAUUUGCUCCUGGGAAACUGCCACCAUCACAAUAAAGACUCCAUGAUUUUUAGACUUCGC
Molecule: messenger RNA, 2112 nt
Organism: Leptonychotes weddellii (Weddell seal)
Lineage: Eukaryota; Metazoa; Chordata; Mammalia; Carnivora; Phocidae
Source: RefSeq, a predicted model, not a curated record